UUACCAAAACCCAUUUACCGUUUAAAGUGUUUGCCUCGUCUUCGUCAUCCUUUUCUUGGUUUCAUAAAGGAUACGUGCCACCUUGCUUUCUUCCCCCAAAAGAACAGAAUAGAUAUGGCAACUUCUUCACUGAACCCAGCCCUCUUUCCAAUUUCCUCUUUUAGCCUACAGUUUUUGGAUUCUCUUUUUUUGAGUUUACUCUUCAAUUUAUACUCUCUACUGGGUGUUUCUUGAGAUGGAGUUUUAGCCCAAGAAUGUGGGUUUUUAACAUGAGGUUAAUGGGAAAGCUAACAAAACUGUUUUCUAUCAUAUGGGUACUUCUUCUUAAUGAUUUUGUUUCUUGCCAGAGGCCUAAAUUUGUAAAUAUAGGUGCAGUUUUUACUUUUGAUUCUGUUAUUGGUAGAGUUGCAAAGCCAGCAAUGGAAGCUGCAGUUUCUGAUAUUAAUAAAGAUACAAGAAUUCUCAAUGGGACAGAGUUAAAACUCUUCAUGGUGGAUGCUCAGUGUGAUGUCUUUUUGGGUUCUGUUGGAGCUCUCCGGGUACUUGAGAAAGACGUAGUGGCCAUAAUUGGGCCGCAGUCCUCUGGAAUAGCUCAUAUGAUUUCUCAAUUUGCGAACGGUCUCCAAGUUCCUCUUAUUUCGUAUGCUGCUACUGAUCCUACUCUUUCUGCACUUCAAUUCCCUUUUUUUGUGAGAACUACACAAAGUGACUCUUAUCAGAUGGCUGCCAUGGCUGAAUUAGUUGACUUUUACGGGUGGAAAGAGGUGAUUGGAAUUUAUGUGGAUGAUGAUCCUGGGAGGAACGGGAUAAAUGCUUUCGAUGAUGAACUUGAAAAGAAAAUGGCAAAAACGUACAAAUUGCAAUUGUCUGUCAAUUUUGAUGAAGCUGAAAUAACGGGGUUGCUCAAGAAAUCUAAAUCGCUUGGUCCUCGUGUUUAUGUUGUUCAUGUUAAUCCAGAUCCCAGAAUGAGAAUCUUUACUGUUGCCAAAAAGCUCCAAAUGAUGACCGACAAUUAUGUUUGGUUUGCAACAGAUUGGCUUUCUGCUACGGUAGAUUCAUUUUCUCGAAUAAAUCGAACUGAACUCAGUGUUCUUCAUGGGGUAGUUGCACUUCGUCAGCAUAUUCCAGAGUCCAGCCAGAAAAGAGCUUUUGUGUCUCGGUGGAGGGAAAUGCAGCAAAAAGGGUUAGUAAGCUCUGAGCUGAAUACCUAUGGACUUCAGGCUUAUGAUACAGUCUGGGCAGUUGCAUAUGCAAUUGAUAAUUUCAUUAAUGAAUUCAAAAAUAUCACGUUUCCUUUGAAUCAUGAACUUCUUGAGAUGAAAACAUCUGAAUUACAGCUGAGGGAGCUUAAAAUAUUCAAUGGUGGGAAUGAUCUACUUAACAAAAUAUUGCAGUUGAACUUUACCGGUUUAAGUGGUCACAUUCAAGUUAAUCAAGACCGGAAUAUUGAGAGUGGUGGUUAUGACGUCAUUAAUAUUGUCCACACAUCUGUUCGUACUGUUGGCUAUUGGUCUAGCAGCUCAGGUUUCUCGCUUUUACCCACAGAGACCCACCAAGGGGAACAAACAAACUAUUCCCAUGUGGAUCAGAAGCUUCAGAACAUUACAUGGCCUGGUGGAAAAAUGGAAAAGCCACGUGGUUGGGAGAUUGCUGAUGAUGAAAGACCAUUGAGAAUUGGAGUGCCAAGAAGAGCGAGUUUUGUUGAUUUUGUUACUGAAGUGAACCAGAGCCAUAAAAUUGAAGGAUAUUGUAUAGAUUUGUUUCUUGAAGCAAGGAAACUAAUCCCAUAUUAUGUACCUUACAGGUUUGAACCUUUUGGGGAUGGUCAGUCCAAUCCUAGUUAUAAUGAGCUUGUACGGAUGGUCGCAGAAGAUGUACUUGAUGCUGCUGUUGGAGACAUUGCAAUUGUAACAAACCGGACAAAAAUAGUGGAUUUUUCUCAGCCUUAUGCUGCUAGUGGUCUCGUCAUUCUGGCUCCUAUCAGAAAUUCAAAAUCAAGUGCUUGGGUAUUUCUUAAACCAUUUACAGUGGAGAUGUGGUGCGUCACAGCAGCCUCUUUUCUGAUGAUUGCUGUGGUCAUUUGGAUUCUUGAGCAUCGAGUCAAUGAUGAAUUUAGGGGUCCUCCUAGAAGGCAGAUUGUAACAAUGUUCAUGUUCAGCUUCUCAACACUAUUCAAGACAAAUCAAGAAACUACCAUAAGUCCACUUGCGCGCAUGGUGAUGGUGGUAUGGCUUUUCGUAUUGAUGGUGAUAACUGCAAGCUAUACAGCGAGUUUGACUUCAAUCCUUACAGUAGAGCAGCUUUCAUCACCCAUUACUGGAAUCGAUAGCUUGAUUGCAAGUAAAUGGCCUAUAGGAUACCAAGUAGGGUCAUUUGCUUAUGAAUACCUAUAUGAAAGUCUUUAUAUAUCUCGUUCUAGACUUGUUCCUCUUGGGACCCCAGAGGAGUAUGAAAGAGCAUUGAGGUUGGGGCCACAAAAUGUAGGAGGGGUGGCUGCAGUAGUAGAUGAGCUUCCAUAUGUAGAGCUGUUUCUUGCAAAACACGGUGACUUUGGGAUUAUUGGGCAACCAUUUACCAGGGGUGGUUGGGGAUUUGCUUUUCAAAGAGAUUCUCCGCUUGCUCUUGACAUGUCUACUGCAAUUCUAAAACUUUCUGAGACGGGAGUACUCCAAAAGAUCCACGAGAAGUGGUUCUGUAAGAAAGGCUGUGCUGGAGAGAAAAGACAGAAGUCUGAGCCUAACCAACUUCGUUUGAUUAGCUUCUGGGGUCUAUAUCUUCUAUGUGGCGGUGUCACUCUUGCUGCGCUUCUUCUGUUUCUACUAAGAGCAGUUCGCCAAUUUGUGCACUACAAACGUAGGCAAAUGCAGCAGGUCCCUCCAUCCGUAAUUUUAUCAACUACCAGAUGUUCUCAAAUCAUUUUUCACUUUUUCGAUUUUAUUGACAAGAAAGAAGAAGCUAUCAAGAAGAUGUUUAUGCAGUGUGAUCAUCCGGCACCCCAAGUGAGCUUGGAAAGAUCAUAAUCUUAACUGAAGGAGAUUGGAGGAUCUGCCAAGAAUUUAAUUCCAAUUCUCGUAUAUACUCAUUUUGUGCGCUAAAUGUAAAGAACUAUGUAAUAUAGGUAUUUAACUUGUAAAUAUCUUUGUUUUAUGUUUUAUGGUAUAAAAAUGUUGUAAUAAGUUUCCCCUGUCAUGAUAGGUAAAAUCUGUCGGAGCAGUGAAUAUAAGUCAUGUGGUAUCAUUAUUCUAAUAAGAUUCUUGUGAUUAAUUGCUCUGGUGGUACUAUAUAUUAAAUUGCUACUAUAAUUUUGUUUC
This is a messenger RNA of Ricinus communis (castor bean), 3311 nucleotides long. RefSeq names its product glutamate receptor 3.7. Lineage: Eukaryota; Viridiplantae; Streptophyta; Magnoliopsida; Malpighiales; Euphorbiaceae. Gene Ontology annotation, cellular component: plasma membrane. The transcript is spliced from 6 exons. Gene Ontology annotation, molecular function: glutamate-gated receptor activity. The coding region runs from base 255 to 3020 and encodes 921 amino acids. The record is from RefSeq and is a predicted model, not a curated record.